This is a messenger RNA of Thlaspi arvense, 1518 nucleotides long. The record is from the annotation of a GenBank genome assembly. NCBI's taxonomy places the organism in Eukaryota, Viridiplantae, Streptophyta, Magnoliopsida, Brassicales, Brassicaceae.
UGAACAAUAAUUUAACUACUUGAGUUCGAAGCAAGAAACUGCUCCUCCAUCAUCUUCCUCUGUUGAAUCUUCUUCAUAUUCUCAAGUUUACUCCAAAAAUCUGCGAAGAUAGAGAAAAAUUGAAGCAGAGAAGAGGAAACUACAAACUAAGAAAAUUAAAUGGAUUGCUCAAUCUGCACCACAAUGCCAUCUAUUUUAAGACCACCAAGGAACACGAUAUGUGGAUCAUGCUACGAAGGAGCUAGAACCACUAUCGCACUGCUCAAGAAGCUCGAGGGCUCGAAAGAAGAUCAUGACAAAUUCACCGAUAAGUCUACCGUCACUAAUGGCUCUUCUCUUUCUUCUUCUCCUUUGUUUUCUUGCGAGCCGCAACCAUUAGAGAAGGUGAUAAAAUGGAUGAAAAACAUGAAAGAAACCGAAGAGGAGCAGAAGAAGAGAAUAGUCUUCUUGAGCAGCUUUGUUUCGGGAUUCAAAGAACAGCUUCAUGCUGAUAUUCUUCUAAAACCCGGAGAUGACGGACCUCCGAUUCCUGCACAUAGAGCUCUGCUGGCUUCAAAAUCCGAGAUCUUUAAGAAUGUUCUAGAUUCAGACGAAUGCAAAACCGCUCCAGAAUACGCCAUAACGCUUCAAGAACUAAACUCCCAGGAACUUCAAGCUCUCUUGGAGUUUCUAUACACGGGUACAUUGGCUUCAGACAAGUUGGAGAAGCAUGUCUAUGCAUUGUUUGUUGCAGCUGAUAAGUACAUGAUUCAUUACUUGCAAGAGUUCUGCGAGCAACAUAUGUUGAGCACCUUGGACAUUUCUAGCGUUCUUGACGUUCUUGAUGUCUCGGAUCUUGGUUCGAGCAAGAUGCUGAAGGAAGCUGCUUUAGGAUUCGUGGUGAGAAACAUUGACGAAAUCGUUUUCUCCGAAAAAGAAAACCAUAUAGGUAUGGCGAACAUGGAUCUAUUCCACGAUGGAUUAGUGAAGAUCUUGAAAGAAAAAUACCAUCCCGAUGUAAAGUUUUUGGCUGGCGAUGAUGAUCACGAAGAUCCUAUCCCCGCCCACAGAAUUAUUAUGGGCGCAAGAUCAGACUUUCUGAAAGAGUUAUGUGAGGAUAAUGAUUAUUAUAAGGAGAAGCCAAUCAUUCUCUACGAAAUGAACCAUGAAGAACUAGAGGCUUUUGUCGAGUUCAUGUACGUGGGAGACUCCAUACAACCCGAGAAGUUGAAGAAACACGCAAGGUCGUUAUAUCUUGCAGCUGAUUUGUACAAAGUUCCGUUAUUACGAGAGCUUUGUAGAUACCAACUUAUGUCUUCACUUAACACGAAGAAUGCUCUUGACAUCUUCGAGCUCUCGAAAGAUGAUCCUCAUGAGAAACCCCUCCACGACAAAGCUCGGGGUCAUGUUAUAAGUCACAUGAAGGAGAUUGUUUUAACUCAAGAGUUUAAAUCGUUCGUCGAGAGAAAUCCAAGUCUAACCGUGGAGCUGAUCAGGGUUCUUACAUUGCACGGAGGAGCGGGCAGAACAUGCCCGUAA